Messenger RNA from Ictidomys tridecemlineatus (thirteen-lined ground squirrel), 6761 nucleotides. NCBI's taxonomy places the organism in Eukaryota, Metazoa, Chordata, Mammalia, Rodentia, Sciuridae. The record is from RefSeq and is a predicted model, not a curated record.
CUCAAGACUGAUCUGAAACUCAGCCCCAAGGAAAGCCAGAUCUUGCUUGUCUCAAUAGCUGGUUUUAAUUUCCCCAUUCUGUCGUGGCUUGUUAAUAUUAGUUCUGACCUUUGGGGCAAGGUGAACACAUGGUUGGACUGAAGAGAAAAGGCUCAGGAACUCCUUUAGCACUACAACAGCUGAUAUUUCAACAGAGUGUACACUACACCCCUUAACAAGGGUGCUUCCUCAGCCUUCCCAGGAACCGACGAACAUCUCCAGGUUUCCUCUUUGAUGCCACCCACUGGACCUGCUUUGGGGGGUCUGUAAAUGCAAGAGAACUGAGUGUUGGAUAAUUAAGGAUGGAAGAAAAAACCUCUAAGAGAACAGCAUCCAUACCCCAGUUUACCAAUUCCCCAACGAUGGUGAUCAUGGUGGGUUUACCAGCUAGAGGCAAGACUUAUAUCUCCACGAAGCUCACACGAUAUCUUAAUUGGGUAGGAACACCAACUAAAGUGUUUAAUUUAGGCCAGUAUCGACGAGAGGCAGUGAGCUACAAGAACUACGAAUUCUUUCUCCCAGACAACAUGGAGGCCCUACUUAUCAGGAAGCAGUGUGCAUUGGCAGCCCUGAAGGAUGUUCAUAACUAUCUUAGCCAUGAGGAAGGUCAUGUUGCGGUUUUUGAUGCCACCAACACUACCAGAGAAAGACGGUCACUGAUUCUGCAGUUUGCAAAGGAACAUGGGUACAAGGUCUUUUUCAUUGAGUCUAUAUGUAAUGAUCCUGAUAUCAUUGCAGAAAACAUCAAGCAAGUGAAACUUGGCAGCCCUGAUUACAUAGACUGUGACCGAGAAAAAGUUCUGGAAGAUUUUCUAAAGAGAAUUGAAUGCUAUGAGGUCAACUAUCAACCCUUGGAUGAUGAAUUGGACAGCCACCUGUCCUACAUCAAGAUCUUCGAUGUGGGCACACGCUACAUGGUAAACCGAGUACAGGACCACAUCCAGAGCCGCACAGUCUACUAUCUCAUGAACAUCCAUGUCACACCACGCUCCAUAUACCUAUGCCGGCAUGGUGAGAGUGAACUCAACCUCAAAGGCCGCAUCGGAGGUGACUCUGGCCUCUCACCUCGGGGCAAGCAGUAUGCCUAUGCACUGGCCAACUUCAUUCAGUCCCAGUGUAUCAACUCCCUGAAAGUAUGGACCAGCCACAUGAAGAGGACCAUCCAGACAGCUGAAGCCCUGGGUGUCCCCUAUGAGCAGUGGAAGGCCCUGAAUGAGAUUGAUGCGGGUGUCUGUGAGGAGAUGACCUAUGAAGAAAUCCAAGAACACUACCCUGAAGAAUUUGCACUACGGGACCAAGAUAAAUAUCGUUACCGCUAUCCCAAAGGAGAGUCCUAUGAGGAUCUGGUUCAGCGUCUGGAGCCGGUUAUAAUGGAGCUAGAACGACAGGAAAAUGUAUUGGUGAUUUGCCACCAAGCUGUCAUGCGGUGCCUCUUGGCCUACUUCCUGGAUAAAAGUUCAGAUGAGCUUCCCUAUCUCAAGUGUCCUCUGCACACAGUGCUCAAACUCACACCUGUGGCUUAUGGCUGCAAAGUGGAGUCCAUCUACCUGAAUGUGGAGGCUGUGAACACACACCGAGAGAAGCCUGAGAAUGUGGACAUUUCCCGGGAACCUGAGGAAGCCCUGGACACUGUCCCUGCCCAUUAUUGAGAUCUUUCUGAGAUGUCAAACUGCUUCGGUCCUAUCUUCCACCUUUAGGAACUGCUGUCCUUGCUAUUCUCCUAUUUUGAGAAGAUUGUGGCUUUGGCCUCACUGGGAGAAGAAAUCCUCAGCAGCUCCCAAACAGGUCUCAGUUCCUAGCUACUACCAAGGAGCAACCUAGCUCUGGAUGAGGCUCUUUCUUAAUUCCUAUUCUCUGAUCAAUAAAGACUUCUCUUACUGCCUAUAGGAGGAUAGGAGAAGGUCAUAGGGAGACUUCUCCCAUUGUUUUCGAGAUUCUGAUCCUGACCCAGUUCUGGUGUUGUGGAUGUGGAAUGGGUGAGGAGUUCCUGAGAGUUUGGGGUAGUACCUGCAAAGAUGGGAGAAGAUAGGUCCCUGUGAGUGCUGGUGGAGCUUAUUCCUUGGUGGUUGAUGUAAAUGGGGGCAGGAUACCUUUAUCCCUAUUUUCAGAGAAGAACCUGGCACUUGGGCAAGUGAUCAUCUUCUCUAACUCUUGUUGCCAUCCUGAGUGUUUUCUGUCAAUGUGAAUGAAUGACCAUCACACAGGCCUCACACUCUGAUCCCCUCAACUCCAGUGAUCAACACCCUAUCAUCCCAUGGAUCUUGGCAUCAUCUCCUCGGUCUGACCUUGAAUUCAAGCAUCCCACUCUCAUUCAUGAGUCUUCACAACUCUGUCAUUCAUAGGGUCCCUAAUAGCACACCUCCACACAGUAGGCAUACAUGUGGUAUUUCUUAAUGGGCAGUAUUUGUACAUCAAAAGUAUAGUCCUUUGACUUCCCCAUUAUCUCCCAACCCAUCAAUCUUCUGCCUCAGUUUUCUUCCAUCCCUAACCAGCUUGGGUCCUAUGGUCUGCCUCUUAAGUUACUGUCUAUACAUCAACUAUGAGACAAACACCAAGUGACCCAGUGGUAAAAAGUCUUCAAAAGACUUUAUUCACACAUUUGCUGCCUUUGUUCUCUUGUUCUUUCAUCAUAACCACCCAAUGAGAUCCAAACCCUAAAUAAUUCAUACCUCCAUUUUUGUUGAGACCUACUACAGGUUGUAGAUCACUACUUAAAAUGAUGAUGAUCUAUAUUCAUCUGCUUCCAUACGCCUAAAUCCUGUUCAAUAGUCAUGUUCUAUUUUCUGGUACCUUAUCCCACCCCACCCUCUUGGACUACUUCUGUAAAUUCUUGACUCUUCCAUCUACCUUCUGGCCCUCUCUAUUGGUUUUGGUGUCAUAGUCUUUACAAUAUGCUUAAGACUUUCCUAAUCCAAGAAAACUGUCCCUUGUUCCCAUGUUUACCCCUAGUUGCCCCGCCCCCCUUCUGUCCCUCCAUUCUUACACAGAUAAUUCAAAAUGAAUCUGUACUUACACUCUAGAACUCUUUAUCUUUGCAUUCUGCUUUUGGCUUCCCCCCCUUUGUAUUUUUUUCAAGCUAUUAUCCUCGGGUUUGCCAUGCUUUCCUAGGCUUCCCCCCCACUUAAGAAAUACCUGCCUUUUAGCCUGAAGCUGGACCCCACAUUCCCAAAAGAGCUAUGCUGAUCUCUAGCUUUUCUACAAACCCAAAGUGUCACUCACAAUUACCUAAGCAAAUUAAAAGAAAAAAACUCCAAUUCAUUUUGCAAAUUUAAUAACUCUAAUACCAAAAUAUGACAGCACACAGAAAGCAAACAAGAAAGCAAGAACAGCGAACAGAUUUUUUUCAAAGCAUGUCACCCUCAGCUGAUUGGUAGUAGCUGCUUAGGAUUGCUGUGUGGACAAAGAUUCCAAGGCUGUACCUUGGCUCCAUGGGAAAGACUGCUGCAAUUUAUUAGUGGUGUCUGUAAACAUGGGGAAUAAACCUGAAAACGAAACACCAAAAACAUUUUAGGACCAAAUAUACUGUUUUCUCAUACUUCCUUCAUUGCCUUCAUCUUCCCACUCAGCCCCCCUCCCUCAUGGUUUCUUCUAAAUAUAAUAUCCCAAAUAUUAUACCCAACCCCAUGGACUCUGGCUAUGGAAAUAUGGCAUUCACCUGAAACUUCAUUAGCCGUAGGAGAAGCCACAGGCACCAAGGCUAUUAGGUCCACCACCAAAGCCAGAACCGGUGCUCGGUCCACCGCCGAAUCCAGCACUGCUGCUUGGUCCACCACCGAAGCCAGCACUGCUGCUUGGUCCACCGAAGCCUGUACUGGUGCCCAGUCCACCACCGAAGCCAGCUCCGGUGCUCGGUCCGCCAAAGCCAGCUCCAGUGCUCAGUCCACCACCAAAGCCACCAGUGCUUGGCCCACUGCAGAAGCCAGCACCAGUGCUCGGUCCACUAUUGAAGCCAACAAUAGAAGUGGGUCCACUAUUGAAGCUGGUGCCGGUGCUGGGUUCGCCAGUAAAGCCAGUGCUGGUGUUGGAACCACUGCCAAAGCCAAUGAUGGUACUCAGUCCUCUGUCAAAGCUGGCAUUAGGCCCACCGCCAAAGCCAUCGCUGGUGCUGAGGCCACCACUAAAACCCACACCAGUGCCAAGUGUGCCGCCAAAACCAGCAUUGGUACCCAGUGCACUACCAAAGCCAUCACUGGUGACUAGUUCGCCACCAAAGCCAGUGCUGGUACCCAGUCCGCCACUGAAGCCAGCACUGGUACCUAAUCCACCACCAAAGCCAGUGCCGGUGCCUAGUCCACCAUCAAAGUCAGUGCCAGUGCCUAGUCCGCCACCGAAGCCAGUGCUGGUGCUUAGUCCGCCACCAAAGUCAGCACUGGUACCUAGGCCACCAUCGAAGCCGGAGCCACUGCCUAGGCCGCCACCGAAGCCAGUACUGGUGCCUAGGUUGCCACCGAAGCCAGCACUGGUGCUCAGUCCACCUCCAAAUCCAGCACUGGUGCUUAACCCAUUACCAAAGCUGAAACCGGCACUGGUGCUGAGUCCAUCACUAAAACUGGCACUGGUGGCACCACUAAAGCAGGCACUGGUGCUAGGAGAGCCACCAAAGCAUAGGUUGGUGUUAGAUGCACUGCCAAAGCAGAGGCUGGUGCUGGGAGCUCCACCAAAACAGAGGCUGGUGCUGUGAGCACCACCAAAGCUGACGCUGGUGCUGGGAGCACUGCCAAAGCCAAUGCUGUUGCUGUGAGUACUGCCAAAGUCAGUAGUGGUACUAAGUGCCCCACUGAAGCCAGCACUGGUGCUGAAUGCACCACCAAAGCCAGGGUUGGUGCUUGGUGCACCACUGAAGCCAGCACUAGUACUGACAGCACCAUCAAAGCCAGCACUGGUACUCAUGGCAUUGCCAAAGCCGGCACUGCUGCUGAGUGCACCUCCAAAGCCGGCACUGGUGCUGAUGACACUGCCAAAGCCGGCACUGCUAUUGAGUGUACUGCCAAAGCCAGUAUUGGUGCUGAUGGCACCACCAAAGCCAGCACUGGUGCCAAUGGCACUGCUGAAGCUGGCAUUGCUGUUGAGUGCACCACCGAAGCUGGAGCUGGUGCUGAUGGCACUGCCAAAGCCAGCACUGCUGUUAAGUGCACUGCCAAAGUUGGCACUGGUGCUGAUGGCAUCACCAAAGCCGGCACUGGUGCUGAUGGCACCGCCAAAGCCAGCACUGCUAUUAAGUGCACCACCAAAGCUGGCACUGGUACUAGGAGAGCCACCAAAGCAGACACUGGUGCUUAGUGUACCUCCAAAGUCAGGACUGGUGAUAGAAGAGCCACCAAAGGAGACACUGGUGCUUAGUGUACCACCAAAACCAGUGCUGGUGCUAGGAGAGCCACCGAAACAGAUACUAGUACUGAGUGUGCCACCAAAGCUGGAACCAGAACUUGGAGAGCCACCAAAACAUACACUGGUGCUAAGUGUGCCUCCAAAGCCAGUGCUGGUGCUAAGUGCGCCAGUGAAGACAGUGCUUGUGGUGGGUGUACUGCCAAAGCUGGUGCUAGUGCUAAGUGCACUGCUAAAGCCAGCUGUGGUGCUGCUGAGCGUGCCUCCAAAGCCAGAGCUGGCUCCACCACUGAAACUGGCACUUGUACAAGGUGCACCACCAAAACUGAUGCUGGCUCCACCACUGUAACUAGUGCCGGUGCCAGGUGCACCACCAAAGCUAAUGCUGGCUCCCCCACUAAAGCUGGUGCCGAUGCUGGGUGCACCACCAAAGCUAAUGCAGGCUCCUCCACUAAAGCUGGUGCUUGUGCUGGGUGCACCACCAAAACUAAUGCUGGCUGUGCUGCUGAAACUAGUGCUAGUGCUGGGUGCACCACCAAAGCUAAUGCUGGCUCCUCCACUGAAACUAGUAAUAGUGUUAGGUGUGCCACCAAAGCUAAUGCUGGCUGUGCUGCAGAAGCUGGCACUGGUACUGGGUGCACCACCAAAGCUAAUGCUGGCUCCACCGCUGAAACUAGUGUUAGUGCUGGGUGCACCACCAAAGCUAAUGCUGGCUGCACUGCUGAAACUGGCACUGGUACUGGAUGUGCCACCAAAGCUAAUGCUGGCUGCAUUGCUGAAGCUAGCACUGGUGCUAGGUGCACCUCCGAAGGUAAUACCAGCUCCACCACCAAAGCCAUCACUGGGGCCGGGUGCACCAUUAAAGCUAACACUAGCACCAUCACUGAAACCACCCCUGGUGCUAGUUCCUCGGUUGAAGUUGACAUUGGUGGUGGCAUCUGCAUUUUCUUGGGCUCUCGCCUCAAUUUCAAAUGAAAAUCUGCUCCAGGCCUGAGCAUCAUCACCUAAUUCUUCCCUUGUUAGGCAGUCGAUAUCCAUGUCAUCCCAAUUCCAAGGCCCAGCCACAGCUUCCUCUCCAAUCCCCAUUUGGGCUCUUGCCUCAGCCCUGGCCUCAGCCUCAGCCACAGCCACAGCUGCAGCUUGGACUUCCAUCUCCACUGCCUCCCGAUACUGAGCAGCCCAGUCUUUGGGGUCUUUCUUCUGCACCUUAAAUGGAAAUAAUAAUUAUUAUAAAGAAAAGAACCUUUGUAAUGAUAUGUGAAGCACCUACUAAGAACUUUGGAUAAAAUUAAGAGCAUUAAUUUUUUAAAAUUCUUAUUAAGGCUCUGUCAUGGGUCAGUCCUGGGAUCUAAUUUCAGCUCUGAUAACUUAGGAACAAUAAAAUUAUGGACAAGUUA